Molecule: messenger RNA, 691 nt
Organism: Cercospora beticola
Lineage: Eukaryota; Fungi; Ascomycota; Dothideomycetes; Mycosphaerellales; Mycosphaerellaceae
Biological process (GO): protein secretion
Source: RefSeq, a predicted model, not a curated record
UCACCUAUUCGACGCGUCUCGUGGGUGAAUGAAAUUAUGUCGACUACGUACCUCAUCUCCAAAGCGAUUGACCCCAUCUUCGCCGUGAGCGUGGGCAUUACGGCCGCUGCUGUUCGCAUCAAUCGUGAAGAGAAGGAGAAGGGGAGGACGACGCAGCAGACACUCGAUGCUCUGAAGAGGAGGACUCAGCUAGUCUUUGGAGGCGCGAAGAAGGAGCAGAGCGGAGACUCGGCUUGAAAACUUGGACAGGAAGAGCAGCAUCGGUCAGCAGAAAGGAGGCAGCAACAUGGAGUGUUGAUUUGGAGAUGUCUUCAACUCAUGCAUCGGUAUAGUGUGAAAGAAGCACCAAUGAUGAAAUUCCUCAAGGCUACGGAAUGACAAGCAGCAACACAUUGCAAAGGCCCCUAGAAGAGCAAGCCUGGAGUUGAAGCCCCCGGUCUGGGCUCUUGAAAGGACAGACGAGUGAUUGCUUUGCCGAACGCGAGCAUCGAGGUAAAGCCUCGCCCAAGUACACUGAGUGACGUGGUAGAGAGAAGGCUAUCUAAAGCCAUAAUCAGCCUCGCACUCCAACGAUAGUUGUACGAUUCGACAACCACUUAUCAAGAUUCAUGAUUGCCAGAGCUUUCUUUCUAGGACUGCCAAGAAAACAAGCACAAUCUCCGCACUCUCAUCGGUAGAAGAAAUCCCUCCA